This is a messenger RNA of Amaranthus tricolor (Joseph's coat), 1436 nucleotides long. RefSeq names its product phosphatidylglycerophosphate phosphatase PTPMT2-like. Gene Ontology annotation, molecular function: protein tyrosine/serine/threonine phosphatase activity; phosphatidylinositol-4,5-bisphosphate 5-phosphatase activity. The record is from RefSeq and is a predicted model, not a curated record. Gene Ontology annotation, biological process: protein dephosphorylation. The coding region runs from base 312 to 1328 and encodes 338 amino acids. NCBI's taxonomy places the organism in Eukaryota, Viridiplantae, Streptophyta, Magnoliopsida, Caryophyllales, Amaranthaceae. The transcript is spliced from 6 exons.
CUCUAUCCAACCCUGAAGAAAAAAGUGGAUUAAUCAAAGAAAAAAACAACAUCUAGUAAACUUUUUCGCCAUUCUCUCUUCAUUACCUUUCGGUUUCAGUGUUUGUUGAGCAAGUUAGGUUUCCCAAACCUUCCAUCUUCCCCUUUUUUCUUUUUCUCUCUCCUCUUCUUCCCUAAUCAAAACAAUCUCCACAAUCCCAAUUUCUAAUUAAUUAUGUUGAUAUCUAACGAUUAGGGUUUUGAUCCUGUGAUGCUUGAUUCGAGUCAUAUUUGCAGCUAUUGUGUCCUUGUUUUCAUUUUUUAUUGUUGGAUAUGCAUAUAGAGGAUUUCGAAGUCGACGAGGUGUUGGGAGGUGAAUCGGGCGAUAAGCAAUCUUGUGUCGAUGAAAAUGGUGGUUUUACGACUAGGGUUUCUGGAAAUGAUCAAAAUUGGGAUACAAAAAGGGUAGUAGUUGGAGCUGGUGCUCGUGUUCUUUUUUAUCCUACUUUGUUUUACAACGUUGUUCGGAACAAAUUUCAAUCCGAGUUUCGCUGGUGGGAUCGGAUUGGUCAGUUUGUGUUGUUAGGUGCUGUUCCAUUCCCAAGUGACGUUUUACGGUUGAAAGAGCUCGGUGUUCAUGGAGUGGUUACUUUGAAUGAGCCUUAUGAGACUUUAGUCCCCACAUCCCUUUACCAUGCUCAUGGUAUUUAUCACCUUGUGCUUCCUACUAGAGACUAUCUCUUUGCCCCUUCAAUGAAUGAUAUAAGCCAAGCUGUGGACUUCAUUCAUAGAAAUGCGUGUCGCGGGUGGACAACAUAUGUACACUGUAAAGCUGGUCGGGGUCGUAGCACCACAAUCGUUGUUUGUUAUCUGGUGCAGCACAAGCAAAUGACCCCGGAGGAUGCUUAUAGCUAUGUGAGAUCUAUCAGGCCUAGGGUCCUGCUUGCUCAAUCCCAAUGGCAGGCGGUUAAGGAUUAUUACCAUUAUAAGGUGAAGGGUUGUGGUUCAAAUCCAAGAAACGAUUUAAUAAUCAGAAGCUCGGCGUUUCCAUCUGUGGGAAACUUGAUUGAAUUUGAUGAUUGCUCUGUGGUGGUGGUAACGAAAUCUGAUCUUGACGGUUAUGAUUCAAGUCAGUCGAGUGUCAAAGAUGGUCAGAUUCUAGCAGAUCUGAGCGUAAUAUACAAGGUACGUGUUGCUGGUCAGGCAGCUUUCGCCAGACUUUCCUGCUUGUGGCUUCGUUGCCACACCCAGCAGAAGAUUACAGAGGAGCAGCUCCUCAGGAAGGGCAGCUGCACCAUCAGGGCGGACCAGAUAAGUAGUAACCUUACUGUAGACAUCCAUGUGUAUUAAGAUGAUGAUGGUCUUGUAUUUACUCCAAAAUCAAAGAUGUUUGAUACCCUCUACUAUUUUCUGCCCUGGUAAAUAUGAGAAGGCUAAUAAAACUUCUGGGUUCAAUAA